AUGAAAAACAGUACAUUCAUAGAAUUUAGAUUGAGGUAUUAUUUUCAAAAAAUAAAUUUUUUUAAUAACACAUUAUAUGUUGUUGAAUUAUACUUUUUAAGAAUAAAUGUAGGAAUCUUAAUGGUAUUGAUAACUGCCAAUUCCAAAAGAUGUCGCCAUAGAAAAAUGAAGUUAAUGGUGUGUAAACCUAAUAUCCGACAUGAGAAGUGUAGGAAAAUAAAAAUAAAAUAUUUUAUAUUCAAAACGAUAUUAAAUCUUAUUAGGUUAACUGACGAUUAUAGUAAUCCAGAAUCUGCAACAGAUAUUUGUAAGCGUAUUUUUUUUGAUAUUGAUGAGCAUCAACCAGAUAUAUCUGAACUAUGUCGUCAAUUACAAAUGUCUUCCCUUAAUGACCGCCAUCAUGGAGUGCCUAUAGACUCACGGACGUUUACCAGACCUAAAAAAUAUACAGCUAGACCGUCACUAACGUUUGUAAUUAAUCCUGAAGAUGGACGACCCAAGCUUCAGAGACGUCUUACUACUACAAUUAGUCCUACUCCAAAUCUUAUAUCAAAAUUAGAAGAACUCAGCAAAACUAAUAACAAAUCUGUUUCAGGAAAUAAGGAAAAUUUUCAAAAUGUCGAUGGAGCCGAUGAAAGUAUGGUUGAAUUGAUAAAAUCAAAUGGAAAAUCAAAACGACAAUCUUUACCCGCUAGCUUAUACGAUCGUUUACAAGAAUUAAAAAAAGCUAAUUCAUCUUUUAAAGUCUGUAAUCAAGAUGAACAAAAUAUUAUCAACCAAAGAAUUCAAAACGAAGUCAAAAAUGAAAUGUCGGAUAAUAUUAGAAAAGGCCCCAUUGAUAUUGACUUAAAAAAUUCGCAUUCCGCACGUUUGUCCGAAAUUUUUAAAAACAUUCAAGAUUAUUAUUCAGAUGAUAACGAAAGCUUUAUUAGUUUAGAUGAAGUCAGUGGUUUUUGUGAUCGAUUGACAUUGUCAACCGAUCAAAAUACAUAUUCUUCUAUAAUGAGAGAGAUGGAACAACAUGACAUUUGUCUUUUUCAUCGUACUCCAAAUGACAAUAAAUCAAACGAAAGCAGAAUCACAAUUGGAGGCAUGGAAGUUCCUGAAACAGAAUUCGUAAAAAAUAAAGCAGAGAACGAAUAUAACGGAGAUGAUAACGAUUUAAAUCGAACGUAUGAAAUUAAUGAUGAAGAACCUUGUGAAUUAAAUAAUACUUUUGAGUUGAAAAAAAAUCUAUCGAAGCAAAACGUAAUGAAUUUAACAUACGACGCAAAUAAAAAAGUCGAUUUAAUGGACGCCGCUCCAAAAGCUGAUGUUUUAAAAGAUACGACACCUAAAAAACGUUCAAAUAGAAGUUCCGAAAAUAUUGAAAACAAUAAUUACAACAAAAGCUAUAAUGUUUCACCCUCAGGUUUUCCUAAAAACAACACAAUGAAUGUUACUUACGAUAAAUCUAAAAAAACAUUAGAUGAAAAUGAAUUGAAUGCUUUGCACAAGGAAAAAUAUUCUACAAAAUUAUUUGAUUCUAGGGAAAUGCGCGAAGACGAUUGUAUGAGCAGUACUUCCGAUCACAGUUACAAGUCAUCUGAUAGCAAUAUUGAAACAAAACCUUCAGAACGUUCUAAAAGUUCAGAAAUUGAACGCAAGUCAAGAAAUUCAUCGACUCCGAUGACCGGUGAAUGGAAAAAAUUAGAUUUUGACAUUGUUUCACCAAUAGGAAUGGGUGACGGAGAAUAUCGGGCUCGUUCGAAUCCUUCCAGUCGAAGUCAUAGUCCACGUAAAAUUGUAACCCCGUACGUACAAGAAGGGGGGAAAAAGUAUCGAAUGCCAAAUUUAAAACAGCCCUUAAGGGUUCCUCAGCGAGAGCUCAAAUUAAAGCCAAACUUGGUCCGACCAGCACAAAAUUUUAAAAGACCUUUAUCGUAUGCUAGGACUUCGUCCGAACCAUCUGUACCCCAAAAGGUAGAAAAUUUUCAGCCUGCAGUAAAUGUACCCGUACUACGACCUUUAGAACCGUCUUCCGUGCCUUCUUUAACGCAUAUGAGGCCUUCAAGUAGAACGAGCGGUAUUCCCAGGCCGCCAACAAGACUGAAACAGCCACAAAUCAGAGUAAAUUAUUCUAAAAAAUAA
Molecule: messenger RNA, 2130 nt
Organism: Pediculus humanus corporis (human body louse)
Lineage: Eukaryota; Metazoa; Arthropoda; Insecta; Psocodea; Pediculidae
Product: myosin heavy chain, clone, putative
Exons: 10
Coding region: 1-2130 (709 amino acids)
Source: RefSeq, a predicted model, not a curated record